Messenger RNA from Diaporthe citri, 780 nucleotides. RefSeq lists its product as uncharacterized. NCBI's taxonomy places the organism in Eukaryota, Fungi, Ascomycota, Sordariomycetes, Diaporthales, Diaporthaceae. The record is from RefSeq and is a predicted model, not a curated record. Gene Ontology annotation, biological process: protein depalmitoylation. Gene Ontology annotation, molecular function: carboxylic ester hydrolase activity; palmitoyl-(protein) hydrolase activity. Gene Ontology annotation, cellular component: cytoplasm. Bases 1 to 780 code for a protein of 259 amino acids. The transcript has a single exon.
AUGCUUACCAGCCACGUUGUCGGACCAGCAGAGGGCCACGCCCACACCCACACCAUCAUAUUCCUCCACGGGCGUGACAGCGUGAGCGCAGAGUUUGCCAGCGAGCUGUUCGAAAGCGAGGCCUCGGAGCCGAGGGGCAAGCCAAGGACCUUCCGGGACCUAUUCCCGACGGUACGAUGGGUGUUCCCCACGGCGCCGAUCCUGCGGUCGGCGCGGUUCGACACGGACAUGUCGCAGUGGUUCGACAUGUGGUCGACCGAGGACCCGGACGAGCGGCCUGAGAUACAGCUGCCGGGCCUGAGGGCCAGCGUGUCUGCCUUGGGGGACGUCGUCCGGGAGGAGGAGGGGCGCGUGGCCCGGAGCAGGAUCUUUGUGGGUGGUAUCAGUCAGGGAAAUGCCAUUGCCGUGGCGGCCUUCUUUGCCGAGCAGGAGGAGUGGUCUGGUCUUGGUGGAAUGAUCGGGCUGUGCGGCUGGAUGCCUCUGCGUGGCAUGGUGGGUGCUGAGGACGGGACGGUGCAGCUAGGCAGACUGUACCGGGGCACCAGCAGUGAUGCGCCGUCAGAGCCAAGAAGUCCUCGUCCCUUGCCUAUAUUUCUAGGUCAUUCGAGGGAUGACAUUGUCAUCUCGGUGAGCCAUGGCAGGACGCUGAGGGACACUCUCGAGCGGUUCCCCGAUGAACUACAGGUAGAAUGGCACGAGUCCGAGGACGGGGGGCACUGGCUGAACGAACCGCACGGUGUGGACGACAUUGUUGCAUUCCUCAAGAAACACGGCCUAUGA